This is a messenger RNA of Prunus armeniaca (apricot), 291 nucleotides long. The record is from the annotation of a GenBank genome assembly. NCBI's taxonomy places the organism in Eukaryota, Viridiplantae, Streptophyta, Magnoliopsida, Rosales, Rosaceae.
AUGUUGUUCACAUAUGUUUACACGGGAUGGGAAGGAACGGCUAAUGACUCAAAGGUGUUGAUGGAUGCAAUAAGUAGAGAAGGGAACAACUUCUCAUUGCCUAAAGAAGGAAAAUAUUAUCUUGUUGAUUCUGGUUAUGCAAAUAUGCGUGGGUUUCUCGCACCAUAUCGUGGAGAGUGUUAUCACUUGCGUGAUUAUAAAGGGAAAGGCAAACAUCCAAGAUGCUUUGGAGUGCUUAAGACUCGCUUUCCUAUUAUGAAGUUAAUGUCAAAUUAUCCAAUUAGGAAAUAA